ACAUUGCAGUAGCAGCGGUAGAGUCUGACACGAGAGCGCGUCGUGGGGACGGAACGCAGGCACUUCGGGUAUAAAUCUGAGGAGCAAGUGAUGGAAACGCUCGAGAAGCUGCUGUGCACUCUGCUCCUGUCACACUAUAUUUGGAACAUCCUCUUCGUCGCGUGGCUCUUCAACACAGGGACACCGACUGAGCACUCAAACUAUGGAUUGCUUUUUUGAAGUUUGGACCUCAUGAUCCUGUGCGCAUUUAGAGCAGAGAGGUCGGUAUGGACUGUUGUGCAAAAGGCACGCGUAUUGCUAAGGGAACUAAUGUGGAAAACAGAGUUUCUUCAUUAAACUGCAAGAGUUCUUUAGAAAAGAACAUUAAGGUUGCUGCCUGAGCAAUCACGCACAAUGUUAUAGUUAUUAUGGGACAACCCUGUAGUUAGGUUAGCGGGCGUCUUUGCUUGGUUAGACUGUAAAAGUGGGCUGAGCAAAUUUAUGCGCGCUGAGCAAUUGUCUGUCUCCUACACUCCGCUGCUGCAGGAUCUACGGCGUUUGUAAAAGCUACUUAAAGACUGAAGUUUUUAAAGCUGGUGUUAGUAAACUGUGUGCACCAUGGCGUUACCAGAUAGUGGCAUAUCUGGAGAGGAAGUACCCUUUCCAGAGAUCAUAGAACUCAAUGUUGGUGGUCAAGUGUACAUAACCCGCUACUCUACCCUCACUAGCGUGCCGGACUCUCUGCUCUGGGAGAUGUUCACUCAGAAAUCCUCCAAAGGACUGGCCCGGGACACUAAGGGACGCUUCUUUGUUGACCGAGAUGGUUUUCUGUUUCGGUACAUCCUGGACUACAUGAGGGACCAGCAGCUCGUUCUACCCGAUCACUUCCCAGAGCGUGGGCGCCUGCAAAGAGAGGCUGAGUUCUUUAACCUCCCUGAGUUAGUCAAGCUCCUGGCUCCUAAAAUCAGUAAGCAGAACUCACUUGGGGAUGAAGGCUGUCAGAGUGACCCGGAGGAUGCCUCCCCAGGCAUAGACACGGCUCGUACCUUAAGCUCUCUGGGUGCAGCUGCUGCCUGCUCCAGCCUUGUGCCCAGUGCCAUGGAUGGCAAACGCUCAGGCUUCAUCACCAUUGGCUACAGAGGCUCGUACACAUUGGGUCGGGACAGCCACACAGAUGCCAAGUUCCGACGCGUGGCUCGAAUCAUGGUGUGUGGAAAAACCUCUUUGGCCAAAGAGGUUUUCGGAGAGACGCUGAAUGAGAGUCGGGACCCUGACCGCCCCCCUGAGCGCUACACAUCUCGCUACUAUCUGAAGUUCACCUUUCUGGAGCAGGCCUUUGACAAGCUAGCAGAUGCAGGCUUCCACAUGGUGGCCUGUAACUCCACUGGGACCUGCGCCUUUGCCCACGAGCAGACCGAUGACAAGAUCUGGACCAGCUACACUGAAUAUGUGUUCUACCGUGAGUGAGAUACUGACUUUGUUUUCCCUGGCCCCCCAGCAAACCCUAUACAUCUCCAAGUGCCCCUCUGCCUCCAGAUGUCCUCUCCAUUCACUCAGAAGGCUCUGCUCCAGUAGAUGUCUCGUAGGUGUGUACUACAGCUCCCUGUGAACAGAAAUUCAUCUGUCCUUGAAGCUCAUUCUUUACCCUUUUCCCCAAUCCACCUGCCUCCUCUGGUCCAGAGUUUUGCCCUGCUUCAUCACAACUAGUUAUAGUCCCCAGUCUUUAUCCACAGCAAAGACUGACACCUCCUAUGUACGCUCCUGUUUUACGCAUUUGCCUGAAGCACAAUACAGAAUCCAAGAGCUCAUUUUAAUAGAGGAGUCCGUUGUGUUGGCAAUUUCAACACAUAUAGGGGCAUAUAUAUGAAAGGGCUUCUAAUUGCAGUCCCCGUGUUACACUAGUGCUAUUGUAUACAUCGCCUCUUUCUCGAGCAGACUGUCUUUAUCCUCCUGCUCCUCUGGACUAAAUUACCAAAUAAUGGGACAUCUUAUCUGCCAUGGCCAUGAACAGCACUGCAAAAGAAAGAAGUGUACUACAAAAAUCAAACUUAGCUUUUCCCUCCUUUUUAUUAUAAGUGUUCAUGUGGCUAUUGAUGUGCCAUAGUCUGUCUGUUCAGCCAGGCCUUUGAAUGGAUAAUUGUUUUUAUGAUAUAGCCACAUAAUACAGAAAAGUGCUUUGAAGUUAGACUAGCAGUGUAUGAUGAUCCCAAAAAGAGAGGAUUUCAUAGAACAUUAUAACAGUAAUUGUGUGUGGACAUGAAAAGGCUGCAAGAGUGUGUGUAUUGAAUUUCAGUAUUUUAAUUACUUGAGUUGGAUGGGUGAUUUGUUGAAAAAUAUUCUGUCAAGUUUUCAUUUCUUCAGUGAUUAUUUGUUGUCUCCCAAAGUAAUGUGUCAUCAUAGCAGACCAUGGUGUAAAAAUAUGUAUAAGAGUCGCUUUAUAUGAAUCAAUAGCCUGUAGCCAGCCAAAACCCAGUGUUUUUGUCACCACUGUAGCAAGGAUAGUAGUUUCUGAUACGCAUUCAGUGAACAAGGGUAAUUUUUGCCUCAGGACUGGUCUGCACACCAUAUACCUCAGACUGAUGGCACUUACAAUAAAUGAACUCAAAACAGAUUCUGCACAAACUUCAUGUGAUAGCAAAGGUCUUGUUUGUUAUGAGGUGUAGAUUUUCAUUUUCUACAAGUAUCAGGCUUGGCAGUCCCAUCUGACAGUUCAUAAUAAAUGUAUUCAGAAACGUCUCUGAAAUCCGCAGUGUUGUGAUUUGGUGUGAUGAAGUGCUGUUGAUAUCUGACUCAAUAUGUUAGACCACUCUCUGCAGGCAUAGACACUCAAAUUAAAGUGUUGGGCAAAAUAAUACAUGAUUUGUCAAAUAAAAUAUGUUUUCUUUCUACUUGUUUUGCUUCGUGUAACAAAGCUGUUGGUGUGAAACUGUGUGAUAGAUGCUUUUGAAAAUCACAAAUACAAUACAAAGAGUAA
This is a messenger RNA of Boleophthalmus pectinirostris (great blue-spotted mudskipper), 2953 nucleotides long. RefSeq names its product potassium channel tetramerisation domain containing 12b (gene kctd12b). The coding region runs from base 598 to 1446 and encodes 282 amino acids. The transcript has a single exon. The record is from RefSeq and is a predicted model, not a curated record. Gene Ontology annotation, molecular function: protein binding. Lineage: Eukaryota; Metazoa; Chordata; Actinopteri; Gobiiformes; Gobiidae. Gene Ontology annotation, biological process: protein homooligomerization; regulation of G protein-coupled receptor signaling pathway.